CUAUUUCCAAUGGAUUUCCGUUGAGUUUGGAUGCCGGUGUGACUGUGUCUUCUUCCCGACCGAGUCGAAAAGUCGUUUACGAGGCUCUAGUUGAUUGCUGGUGAGGAGGACUGAGGAGAAAUGUCCACGUUUUACCCCUACGUUAGUCCGUGCCCCAUCGAGGACUGCACGCAAUAUCUGGACCAGCGUAUGAACUGGAAGGUGACGAAAUGCGGCGGCACGACGUUUCUCAGCGACCGCGGCACGUUUGCCUGCGGGCACAUGGUGGCGGACUUCCAGUGCAGGUACUCCUGCGGCAAGGGCACCACCGAGUUCCCGUUCGUCGAGUCCUGGUUUGCGUGCAAGAAUCAUGGCUACGUGUACAAGCAGUGCGAGAACUACGAGGACUUUGCAGCCGCCAUGAAUACCCUGGUCGAGUUCAUCGACCUCGCAAAGCCGGCUGGCGUAGAAAGCCAGACAUUCCGGCGCUGGCUGAAGCGCACCACCAGAGCAGUUAUGAACCAGUACCGUGACUCUGGGAAGCUGUAACAUUAGUACUCCACCACGCACCCUACUACUCCACCACGCACCCUACUACUCCACCACGCACCUUACUAGUGCACCAUGCAUCCUAGCUGCUCCGGGCACGAAACUUGAACGGCCAUCCACUUUUUCACGCUCCCAGUAUGCUGUUGAUACUGAUACUUGUCGUUGUGUUUUGUCAGUCAUGCUACUUAGACUCUGCUCGAGUGUGAACGGAGCGUCGUGCAAGCUACUCCUGCUCCCAGGCCAAGCAAUACACCUCCAUUGUAACCAGAUGUCUUUUAAACUGCUCAAAGCUAGUAGCAUGCAGCUUAGGCAUUGGGUCACUUCGCUCCUGCUCCCGAGCAUUUAUUUUGUUGCUGUCUUUGUGAAUUUUUUAAAGCUUUUGCCUAUACAUGUACGAGUAUCAGUAUCAUAAUAUUAUAAUUAUUAUGUGAAUAAUAUUAUAAGCUUUAACGACUUGCCAUCACAACACUCAA
Messenger RNA from Sycon ciliatum, 1001 nucleotides. RefSeq lists its product as uncharacterized. The record is from RefSeq and is a predicted model, not a curated record. NCBI's taxonomy places the organism in Eukaryota, Metazoa, Porifera, Calcarea, Leucosolenida, Sycettidae. The coding region runs from base 121 to 528 and encodes 135 amino acids. The transcript is spliced from 2 exons.